GUCCACUUCCUGUUAAAGCUCCAGUAACAAGUCCACUUCCUGUUAAACCUCCAGUAACAAGUCCACUUCCUGUUAAAGCUCCAGUAACAAGUCCACUUCCUGUUAAACCUCCAGUAACAAGUCCACUUCCUGUUAAAGCUCCAGUAACAAGUCCACUUCCUGUUAAACCUCCAGUAACAAGUCCACUUCCUGUUAAACCUCCAGUAACAAGUCCACUUCCUGUUAAAGCUCCAGUAACAAGUCCACUUCCUGUUAAACCUCCAGUAACAAGUCCACUUCCUGUUAAGGUUCCAGUAAAAGGACUGGUUUCCACUAAAACACUGGUAACAGGACUAGCACCAGUAAAAGGACCAGCUUCAACCCAACCUUCAGUAGCAGAACCAGUAACACCAGUACCAGGACCAGGUGCUGUGAAAACGUCGGUAAAAGGACCGGUUCCGACUAAAACCCAGGUGACAGGACCAGUUUCAGUCCAAACUCCAAUAACUGGACCAGUCCCAGUCAAAACACCGGCAACAGAACCAUCUUCAACCAAAACUCCAGUAACAGAACCAGUCCCAGUUAAAGCUCCUGCAACAGAACUGAUUUCAACCCAAACACCAGUAACAGAACUGGUUCUGACCCGUAAACCAGUAACAGGACCAGUUCCGGUUAAAUGUCCUGUAACAGAACUUGUUCUGACCCAUAAACCAGUUACUGGACCAGUUCCAGUUAAAGCUCCUGCAACAGGACUAGUUUCAACCCAAACACCAGUAACAGAACUGGUUCUGACCCAUAAACCAGUAUCAGAAACUGUUCCAGUUAAAUCUCCAGUAACAGAACUAGUUUCAACCCAAACGCCAAUGAAAGGAUUAGUUCUGACCCAUAAACCAGUCCCAGGACCAGUUCUGGCCCAAUCACCAGCAACAGGACCGGUUCCUGAGGUCCAAAGCCAGAGGCUGCCAGAACCUCAACGGGACCUUCAGCCCCACCAGGAGGACUUCUGUGAGAACAUGUCGACCCAGUCCGACAAUCAGUCAGCGUUGUCCAGUCUCUCCUCCCAGUCUCCUCCCUCCUCCCCCUUCAUCGCCUCCUCAUCAGAGAACCCUCCCCCCCUGCUCCCUGCUCAGGACCCCCACCCCACCGACCUCAGUCUGCCGCCGCAGCACCAGGCGGCGAAGCCUGACGAAACGCCACCGGAUUCCCAUCAUGCAGCAGAAGCCGAGGCCGAACCCAUCUACCAAUCAGACGAUGAGUCUGAGAGCCAAUCGCUGGGCGGCCCCUGGGAGAUGAAGGCGUGGCCUGAGGGGCGACAGGUUCUGACUCACCUGGUGGAGGGCUUCGUCAUCCAGGAGGGUCUGCAGCCGUUUCCUGUGAACCGAUCCUCCCUGCUGGUUCCGGAGCAGGUGCCCAAACCCCAGGAAGUGAACGGGACCAACGGGAGGCCGGCGCUGCCCGCAUCAGAACCCGUGAAGCCGACGGAGCCGUCCACAGACUCGGAGGAAGAGGACGGCGGAGACACCGGCGACCCGGGGAACAAGUCGGGCCACAGAGACCGGACGGUGCUGCACUGUCAGUUCUGCGGGAAGCGAGGCCACGCCCACAACUUCAUGCGCUCCAAACGGUUCUGCUCCACUUCCUGUGCUCGCGGUUUCAACGUCCGGCUGACGAAGCGCCUGAGGGCCCUGAGCGCCGGCAGCCGGUCCGAGAGGCCCCGACCGGCUCUGAACCGGGCCGAGUCGGUACCGGGGAAACCUCUGCUGCUGCGCUUGCCCCGGGACCUCUGGAGCGCCGGGCGCCGCGAGAAAGACAGGAAGGAGAAGCCGGCGGCGGCGGAGCAGAAGGCCGAGGAGGAGGACGACCCGGGGGCGUCUCCGCACGGCUUUGCAGAGGCGGAGGACGACGACGACGACGGAGGAGAGGAGGAUCCUGCUGUUGCCAUGGCAGCCAGGAUGGAGCGGCGGGCGGCGCGGCGCGCGCGCAGGGCGUCGGCGCCGGCCGUCACGGCCUCGACGCCGAGCACCACGUUCCGGCCCGCCCCGGCCCAGUGGAGCGUGGAGGAGGUGACGGCCUUCAUCCACACGCUGCCGGGCUGCGGCGACGUGGCCGAGGCCUUCAGGCUGCAGGAGAUCGACGGCCAGGCUCUGCUGCUGCUGACCGAGGAUCACCUGAUGACCAGCAUGAACAUCAAACUGGGUCCAGCACUCAAGAUCUGCGCUCACAUCAACGCCCUGAAGAACCAGUGAGAGGACGGAGGCGAGCCCAGAGGCGAGCGCAGGGGGGGGGGCGGCGCUGAGGAGGCAAUAAAGACGAGAAAUCUGGAAACUUCGGGGUUGGUGUGCUUUCAAAGGACCGAAGCUGACACCAAGGAUGACAGAUCAAAGUCACAAAAAGAGGAAAUUGUUGGUAAUUUAUAAUUUAUGAUGUUGUGAUGGAGGUGUGGCCUUAGCGGACCGGACCGGACCGGAGCAGAACCUCGUCUGUGUAGCAGGAAACCACGAGGAGUUUUGUACCUUUCUGUAUAUUUUACAAGCCACUGGAGAGUGUACAUUUCAAACUAUUUCAUGAAGGAUUUUCAACAUUUAAUAUAUGAAAUUUGUCUAUUUAGUUUUUUUAGAGCGUGACGUCAAUGACAAAUCUAUCCCUGUAGCUAACAUAACCAGUGUGUGUGUGUGUGUGUGUGAGAGACUCUGUGUGUGUGUGACUGAGUGUGUGUGUUAAAGGAAGAAGACGACAAUAAUCUGUAGUUUGAACGUCAUUCAUCAAAGUUUAAUGUUUUCUAUCAGGUUCUGGACAGAAACUCGUCUCGGUUCAAAGCGUCGCCAUCAGGGUAGCGAGCAGCGUCUUCAGUCGUCACAUUUUUAUGAUAUCCUGCUUGAAAUUAUUUAAUAAAUAAACAAUUAACCAAA
Molecule: messenger RNA, 2888 nt
Organism: Gambusia affinis (western mosquitofish)
Lineage: Eukaryota; Metazoa; Chordata; Actinopteri; Cyprinodontiformes; Poeciliidae
Product: polyhomeotic-like protein 2
Exons: 7
Coding region: 843-2225 (460 amino acids)
Cellular component (GO): PRC1 complex; nucleus
Molecular function (GO): zinc ion binding; protein binding
Source: RefSeq, a predicted model, not a curated record